Molecule: messenger RNA, 6483 nt
Organism: Lutra lutra (Eurasian river otter)
Lineage: Eukaryota; Metazoa; Chordata; Mammalia; Carnivora; Mustelidae
Gene: ARAP2
Product: ArfGAP with RhoGAP domain, ankyrin repeat and PH domain 2
Biological process (GO): signal transduction; positive regulation of GTPase activity
Molecular function (GO): GTPase activator activity; phosphatidylinositol-3,4,5-trisphosphate binding; protein binding
Source: RefSeq, a predicted model, not a curated record
GGGGACAGCCUAGGGCCGGGCCGGGGCUUUUCGGCACUUUCCGGGUAAAUUUCCAGAGCGCAAAGUGCUUGGCUCUGGUUUCUGCCCCUUGGAUUUCCCUCCCGCGUGUGGGCGUCUAAAAGGAAACCAGAAGCGGGCUUAAGCACAUAAAACAUUCACUGUGAAGAAAAUAACAUUUUGAGACAUUUUUCUGUCACAAGUGGUAGAGGAAGAACCAGAAGUGCACUUGCCUAUGUGUGUACCUCAUUUUACAGCUUUUGAUAUGUCAGCUUAGUAAUGAAGCCACCAUUAUGUCCUCAGUCAGUGAAGUAAAUGUUGAUAUCAGAGAUUUCCUAAUGAGCAUUAAUUUGGAACAGUACCUCCCACGCUUCCGCGAGUUUGGUUUGAAUACUGUGAAAGACUGUGCAGCAGUGAAUGAUGGUGUGCUACACAAAAUUGGAAUAUCGCCUACGGGACACCGGAAGAGGAUACUGAAGCAGUUACAGAUAAUCUUGUCAAAAAUGCAAGAUAUCCCAAUAUAUGCAAAUAUCCAUAAAACAAAGAAGGACGAUGAGACUUCAGAGGAUCGCCACACUCCAUCUUCUGGUCAAAAUACCUCCACAGAACUUUCUGAUACAGGUGACGUGCAAGUAUCUGGCCUGACGCGUUGGGAGACUGUCACCAAAAAUCUUGAUCCAAAUGACAUUGCAAAUAGCCAGUCUCUUAAAUCAGAUGAUAAUCAGUCUCUUCUUAAACAGAACUUUCUUGUUCCAGAAGAAGAACCACACCUGAAUUUGAGUUCUUUCCAACAUACUCCAUUUGGUAAUGAGAAUAUUAAAACGGAAUCUUUGAUUACAGAGAAAACUACUGAUUGCUUGGUUGAAGAACAACAAACAAAAAGAUUUGAAGUGAUCUCGGAAAACGUGAGCAAGCUUCCUGAUGUAGAUCCUGAAUGCCUUUCUUCCCUUGGCUGUUCAAUAUCGGAGGCACAUUCUGGAAAUGGAACUAAUGGUUUAACAGAAAGAUCACCACCAUCCCCAUUCUUUCAAUUUCAGGGAGAAAUGGUUGUUAAUGAUUUGUAUGUUCCGUCAUCUCCAAUCCUAGCACCUAUGAGAAGCCGUAGCAAGUUGGUUUCAAGACCAUCUCGGUCUUUUCUGCUAAGACAUCGGCCUGUGCCAGAGAUUCCAGGGUCAACAAAAGGAAUUUCAGGGAGCUAUUUCCGUGAGAGAAGAAAUGUUGCUACCUCAACUGAUUCAAAUGAGGAAAAUUCAUCUUCCAUUUUUCCUUAUGGAGAGACCUUUCUCAUCCAGAGACUAGAAAACUUCAAGAAGAGGUCUAUAAAGAAUGAAUUUUGGACCCAUGAAGAAACACUCAAAGGGGAAACAACUACGGAAAGAAACUCUUUUGUCAUCAAAUCAAGCAUAUAUGAUAACAGGAAGGAGAAUAUAAGUGAAGACAAAGUGGAAGAUAUUUGGAUACCUCGAGAGGACAAAAAUAACCUUCCAGUAGACUCUGCUUCAGAAUCAGAAUAUUCAACAGUAGAAGAAUGCUUUCAGAGUUUAAGAAGAAAAAACUCAAAGGCAUCUAAGUCUAGGACUCAGAAAGCGUUGACUAUGGACCCCGUCAAUAGGCACAGUUAUCCAUUAAGCUCAACAAGUGGAAAUGCUGAGUCCUCGAUCGUUUCCUCAAAUGCAAUAUCUCCCUAUGCCUGUUUUUAUGGAUCCUCUGCAAGGAAGGUUAAAUCGGGAUGGCUAGACAAACUGUCUCCUCAAGGGAAACGCAUGUUUCAGAAGAGAUGGGUGAAAUUUGAUGGCCUUAGCAUCUCUUAUUAUAAUAACGAGAAGGAAAAGUAUUCAAAAGGAAUCAUUCCUCUUUCUGCUAUAUCUACGGUACGGGUUCAAGGAGACAACAAAUUUGAAGUUGUUACAACACAAAGAACUUUUGUUUUUAGAGUAGAAAAAGAAGAGGAGAGAAAUGACUGGAUCAGCAUCCUAUUAAAUGCACUGAAAUCACAAUCUCCUGCCUUGCAGUCUCAAGCAGCUGCUGCACCUGAAAAAUGUGGCUAUCUUGAACUGAGAGGGUAUAAAGCCAAAAUUUUUACUGUCUUAAGUGGAAGCAGCGUGUGGCUUUGCAAAAAUGAACAGGAUUUUAAAAGUGGACUUGGUAUUACCAUAAUUCCUAUGAACGUAGCAAAUGUAAAACAAGUGGACCGAACUGUAAAACAGUCUUUUGAAAUAAUCACUCCCUAUAGGAGUUUUAGCUUUACAGCCGAGUCUGAAAAAGAGAAGCAGGAGUGGAUUGAAGCUGUGCAGCAAUCGAUAGCAGAAACUCUCUCUGAUUAUGAAGUGGCUGAGAAGAUUUGGUUCAAUGAGUCCAACAGGAGCUGUGCCGAUUGUAAAGCCCCUGACCCUGACUGGGCAUCCAUCAAUCUCUGUGUCAUCUGUAAGAAGUGUGCAGGACAACAUAGAUCUUUAGGACCAAAAGAUUCCAAGGUUAGAAGCCUAAAAAUGGAUGCCAGCAUUUGGAGCAAUGAACUCAUUGAGCUCUUUAUCGUCAUUGGAAACAAAAGAGCAAAUGACUUUUGGGCUGGUAAUCUUCAAAAAGAUGAAGAAUUACACAUGGACUCACCUGUAGAAAAGAGAAAAACCUUUAUCACUCAGAAAUACAAAGAAGGAAGAUUCAGAAAAACCCUACUGGCAUCUUUCACCAAAGAAGAAUUAAACAAGGCUCUGUGUGCUGCUGUCGUGAAACCAGAUGUUCUGGAAACAAUGGCUUUGCUGUUCAGUGGGGCAGAUGUCAUGUGUACAACUGGAGAUCCUGUGCAUAGCACCCCCUACCUGCUGGCCAAGAAGGCUGGACAGAGUCUGCAGAUGGAAUUUCUCUACCAUAACAAAUUCUCCGAUUUCCCUCAACAUGACAUUCACUCUGAAGGUGGAUUAAGUCAAGAGUCCUCCCAGUCCACGUUCCUCUGUGACUUUUUGUAUCAGGCCCCUUCUGCUGCUUCUAAGCUCUCUUCAGAGAAAAAACUGCUCGAAGAGACAAAUAAAAAGUGGUGUGUUUUGGAAGGAGGCUUCUUGAGUUACUAUGAAAAUGAUAAGUCUACCGCACCUAAUGGCACCAUUAACAUCAAUGAAGUUAUCUGCCUGGCUGUACACAAAGAAGACUUCUAUUUAAAUACUGGGCCCAUCUUUACCUUUGAGAUCUAUUUACCCUCAGAACGUGCAUUUUUAUUUGGAGCUGAGACAUGUCAAGCUCAAAGAAAAUGGACAGAGGCAAUAGCCAAGCAUUUUGUUCCCUUUGUUGCUGAAAACUUAACAGAAGCCGACUAUGAUUUGAUUGGUCAACUCUACUACAAAGACUGCCAUGCCCUGGAUCAGUGGAGAAAAGGCUGGUUUUCUAUGGAAAAGUCUAGUUUGCGCUUUUGUCUUCAAAUGCAAGAAGUUCAGGAAGAUAGAAUGCACUUAAGAAGACUGCAGGAGCUGACAAUCAGCACAGUGGUUCAAAAUGGGGAAAAAAUGGAUGUCUUGCUCUUGGUAGAAAAAGGGAGAACAUUAUACAUCCAUGGGCAUAGCAAGUUGGAUUUCACAGUCUGGCAUACCGCAAUUGAGAAAGCAGCAGGUACAGAUGGCAAUGCUCUACAGGAUCAGCAGCUCAGCAAAAAUGACGUCCCCAUUAUUGUGAACAGCUGUAUAGCAUUUGUUACACAGUAUGGUUUAGGAUACAAAUAUAUCUAUCAAAAGAAUGGUGAUCCUUUGCACAUAAGUGAACUUCUGGAGAGUUUCAAAAAAGAUGCAAGAAGCUUUAAAUUGAGAGCGGGAAAGCAUCAGCUUGAAGAUGUGACAGGCGUGUUGAAAAAUUUUCUCUCUGACAUUGACGAUGCACUUCUUACUAAGGAGCUCUAUCCGUAUUGGAUCUCUGCUUUAGAUACUCAAGAUGACAAGGAAAGAAUUAAAAAGUAUGGAGCAUUUAUACGUUCUCUUCCAGGGGUCAACCGAGCAACGUUGGCAGCUGUAAUUGAACACCUUUACAGGGUUCAGAAAUGCUCAGAAAUCAAUCACAUGAAUGCGCAUAAUUUGGCCUUGGUCUUUUCAUCCUGUUUGUUUCAAACUAAGGGACAAACUAGUGAAGAAGUGAAUGUAAUCGAGGACUUAAUUAAUAAUUAUGUUGAGAUAUUUGAGGUUAAAGAAGACCAAGUCAAACAAAUGGACAUAGAAAAUAGCUUUAUUACCAAGUGGAAAGACACUCAAGUUUCCCAGGCUGGAGAUUUGUUAAUUGAAGUGUAUGUAGAAAGGAAGGAACCUGACUGCAGUAUUAUAAUUCGGAUAUCUCCUGUGAUGGAAGCAGAGGAAUUAACUAAUGAUAUAUUAGCAAUAAAAAAUAUAAUUCCUAUGAAAGGUGAUAUCUGGGCCACAUUUGAAGUCAUUGAAAACGAAGAGCUAGAACGUCCUCUUCACUACACAGAAAAUGUGUUGGAACAGGUGCUUCGGUGGAGUUCAUUAUCUGAACCUGGCUCUGCUUAUCUUGUGGUGAAGAGAUUCUUAACCAUUGAUACAAUUAAACACUAUAAUGAGAGAAGGGCCCUGGAAAGUAUCAAAGAAGGAAUGUUGAAAAUUAAAGAAGAACCAUCUAAAAUACUUUCUGGAAAUAAGUUUCAAGACCGGUAUUUUGUUUUACGAGAUGGGUAUCUCUUUCUCUACAAGGAUUCAAAGAGUAGUAAAUAUGACAAAAUGUUUUCUCUUGGGUCACUGAAGUUUUAUCUUGGAGUGAAAAAGAAAAUGAAGCCUCCAACAAGUUGGGGAUUGACAGCGUAUUCUGAAAAACAUCACUGGCACAUUUGUUGUGAUAGUCUACAAACUCAGAUGGAGUGGAUGGCCAAUGUCUUCAUUGCCCAGCAUGAAAAUGAUAUACGGCCACCAGCUGGAAAGGAACGAAAACGGUCUAUAACCAAAAAUCCCAAAAUUGGAGGUUUGCCUCUAAUUCCCAUCCAGCAUGAGAGAAGUGCAACCCAAGCGCGCGGAAAUAUUGAGAGUGCCAGAGCAGAACUGGAAAGGCUGAGGCUCAGUGAAAAGCGGGAUCAAGAGUUGGGGGAUAGCAGCUUGAAGGAGAGAGCCUCCAUGGUGGCCCACUGCCUGGAGCACAAGGAUGAGAAACUUCGAACUCGAACCAGAAAACAUCGGAGUUUCAACUGUCUGGAGGACACAGAGGCUGAGGUCUUUCCUGGGCAACAAAAAAGCCAUAAAGGCCUCAAGACAUUGAGGAAGACUGAGGACAGGAAUGGCAAAGCUGCUUUGGACUCUGAUAGUAAGUUACCGUCAAGGGUAAUUGAAGAACUUAGCGUGGUGCUGCAGCGGACCAGAACCCUUCCAAGAGACUUAGAGGACGAGCAGAUCUUGCAGAAAGAGAUAAAAUAGAUUUGCACAUUAUUUUUUUUAAAUAUUGUAUACUAUGUGUGUGCAAACCAGAAACUGAACAGUAAAAUUUAUGGUUUGUGAGAUUUGUCUAGCUAUACAUAAGCAUUUAAAUAGCAUUUUAAAAUAUCUAUGUACAUAUGUGAUAAGAAUAAGAUGAUGCUUUUUUAGGUCUGAACAAAGCUUGUAUAGUUCAACUGUAGACACCCUGGGUUACUUUGAGCCAGCGAAGCUUUUUACAGUAGUCUGUUGAAUGGUGUAAUUUAUGAGCAGAAAUCUCAAACUGUACUGUAUUGUAUAAAAUGCUUUGUUUAAAUGAAGCCUACGAAACUGUAUGUAACACAUUUUGCACUUUGAGAAACCCUGUAUAUUAAGUUACCGUAUAUGUGUAUGUUUUUAGGUUUACAUAGGGUCCACCUUAGGGAAAAGAAAGGGAAGAUGAAAAGGGGAAGGAUAUAUUUUAGUAGCUGCCUAUCAAACAUUGGAGUUUUAAAAAGAGGCAAAGAGUGAACCAAAAACCAAGGAGGUCACUUAAGUUCUGAUCCAUAGUGAACCAGAAUGAAUUUCAUUAAUGGGAAACUGUAAGAAAAAAGCCUGGUGACUGUUUCCCAAGAUAGUGUUCAGCCAACAACCAUGAAUAACGGCAGUGGCCACGCUUACCUACGGUGUUAGUGAACGACCACAGAGUACACUCACUACACUUCAGUUCUGCAGCAGGGGCUGCUGACAAGAAAUGUAUGCUGCAUUGAAGAGUCAUUGAAUGAUGGUACCUGGUAUGGAUGCCAUUUGCACUGUUGCUGUAUACAUUUUGUUUUAAUUCCUUGUUAUGGUUUUCAUACAAAGUCACUCUCACAGGGUUUUGUUAUUUGAUUUUUUUCAUCGUUGUUGUUUUACUGGGUAUUUCCUUUCUUAUUUUAAGUAAGGUGGUAAUAGGUUUCUCUGCAGUGUCAGAAUUAACUGGAAGUUUACAGUUUGUGGCCAUUUUAGGGUGAGGGAUAGCUUAUCCCACUCUAGGUGGCUACCAGUUCACAUUUGAACAUGUCUCUUUAUUUAAGGAAAAAAAAAAAAAAAAAAAAAAGUCUCCUCCCGGUACCUA